Molecule: messenger RNA, 3728 nt
Organism: Cataglyphis hispanica
Lineage: Eukaryota; Metazoa; Arthropoda; Insecta; Hymenoptera; Formicidae
Gene: l(2)gd1
Product: coiled-coil and C2 domain-containing protein 1-like
Exons: 12
Coding region: 143-2569 (808 amino acids)
Biological process (GO): regulation of transcription by RNA polymerase II
Cellular component (GO): nucleus
Molecular function (GO): RNA polymerase II cis-regulatory region sequence-specific DNA binding; DNA-binding transcription repressor activity, RNA polymerase II-specific
Source: RefSeq, a predicted model, not a curated record
UGUAUAAUGGAAAGAGAGUGAUCUUUCACUAUCAUUCACAUAAUAAUUGUUCAAUUCUCUGGAUUUUUGAUUUUAUUUUGUCUUCGAAUCAUUUCGAACUCCUAAACACAUUUGCAUUAAAUAAACAUAUUAACGUAUUAAUAUGUUUGGUAAGAAAAAAGAGUCGAAACGAUCAAGACCAGUUGGUGAUUUAGAACAGUAUGGUAUCUUCCAAGUACCUGAUAUAAAUAUUGGCAAUAUUGAUGAUAAUAUGAUAGAAGAUGAUGGCAACGACGAAGACUUAGAGGCUGAAUUAGCUUCUUUGGCAGCUGGUAAUGAUACAGGCUACAAAAGUAGACGCAACAUUACACGCAAAGCUGUUACUGAUGUUAAUUUGGACGAAAUGGUAUCUGAGUCCAUUAAAGAUAUAAAUUCUGAUGAUGAAUCAUCUGAAGGAAACGAUGAUCCUGCAUUAUUGAAAGAGUUGCAGAUGCUCACAGGAAAUGAAAUUGUAACAGAAGAGACGGAAAUGCCAGAGAUAAUGGAGGAAGAACAAGCAGAACCUAAUAAAUGUGAAUCUACCAUAGAAGAAAAUAAUUCUAUGCAUGAAAUGAUCAAAAUAUUGCAAGAAAGGUUAACGACUUACGAAAUAGCCGAACAAAAAGCAAGGAAAGAAAAUGAAUCUGGCAAGGCUAGAAGAUAUAGCAGAGGUGUCAGAACGCUCAAGGAAAUGUUGGUUUCUGCACAAUCAGGUGGAAUCAUAAAUGAAGCUGAUAUUCCUCCAUUGUUGCCUCCUUCCGCUACUGCAGAAUCUACAAUUAAAGAUACAGUAAAAGAAAUAUCUUCACCAACUGAAGUUAAUGAAUCAUCUACAUCAGAUUUAAAUGAUGGUCUUUCUGAACCAAUAGUAGAUGUCACAGUUGAUCAGGAAGCUUUGAAUAAAUUAAAAGAGCAACAACAAAAAUAUAAGACUGCUGCAGUUGCUUGGAAGAAAGCAGGUAAUAAAGAGCAAGCACUGCAAUAUGUGAAAACUGUGAAACAGUUCGACAUAGUUAUUGCUGCAGUUGCUAUGGGUGAAAAGCUUGAUUUAUCAGAUAUGCCUUCUACUCCAACUUUACCAUCUCCAGUAGAUAUAUCAGUAAUAAAAGAAGAAAGCGAAAUUCAGCAACAAGCUUCUACAGAUAUAGCUAACUCACAAGCGAAGCUCGGUCUCGAAAACAUUGAAGGUGCUCUUAAAGAACGUUUGGAAGUAUAUAGAAGAACGAAAGUGGCGGCUGAAGCUGAGGGUAAUACUUCUAAGAUACGCAGAUACAAUAGAAUUUGCAAACAGUUUGAGAAUGCUAUUAAGUUAUACACAAGUGGAAAGCCAGUACUUCUGGAUGAACUUCCUGUGCCACCUGGUUUUCCACCAUUGCUAUCUAAUCUGCAGAAUAAUGAUAUUACUACGCAGUCUGCAGUUCAGCCUAAGUCAUCUGAAGAUAAUAUUGUAACAAAGCCUGUGCCACCAAAAGCAUCCAUCUCUUCUCCUAAAGCAGGACAGAAACCAAGUCACAAGAUUACAUCGCGUGCAGAAAAGCAAAUGUUACAAUUACAAUUGCGGCAGCGCGAAUUGAAGCAAGCUGCUUUAAAUGCAAAGCAAGAUGGGGAUAUGGAUUUGGCGCGUGAUUAUCUAAAGCAAGCUAAAGGGAUACAACCUUUAAUUGAAGCUAGCAAAGCUGGAUUACCUGUCGAUAUGAAUUCGAUCCCAUUAUCGCCUCUUGAAAAAGUAGAACUUAAUAUGUGUCAGAAAGAUGAAAAUUUUAUAUUGGUAUCUGCCGAGGAUUUUUUGGAAGGUGGGAGCGGAACAGAUGAUCAAAUUUACGAAAAUCUUGAAACUCAAUUAAUUAAACAAAUUAAGUGGUGCUUAUCUACACGGGACCACUCAAAAGCAUUGGGUGAUGUUUCUGCAUAUAAUAGAUGGGAACGACUCGCACUCGGUUACACGCGAGAUUUAGAUAUGCUAAGAGUUCGAAAACGCGAUUUACUGCCACCACCUCAACAUCAUUACGAAAUGAAAACCUAUCAAAUAGUACAGAGUUGCACAGAUUUAAACGACAGUGAUAUCGAAAUUUCUAUAAUUAGAGGAAUUAAUUAUCCUCGAGAGGCAGAUACAUAUGUUAUGUUUGAAUUCCCAUUUCCGUCGGAUAAUCAUCCCGCGGAUAGAACAUCAACAAUCAAAGAUUCUGCCAAUCCUGAAUAUCAAGCUGUAUUUCUACUGAAUGGGAUUAUAAAUCGCACUUCCAGACAGUGUCAAAGAGCCUUCAAACGACAUGCUUUAAAAUGUGAAGUUUGGGCAAAAGGAUGUUCACUGAAUCCCAUUUUAUGCUGCUCUCACCCCAGAGGCUUCUUCCGAAGUGAUAGUCUACUUGGUACAGUAAUGGUUAAGUUACAACAUCUUGAAACCCAGUGCAUUCUACAUGAUUCCUUCUCGCUUAUGGAUGGCAGAAAAGCAACGGGAGGAAAACUAGAAUUAAAAAUCCGGCUCAGAAAUCCAAUUCUUUUUAAACAAAUAGAAAAUGUCACAGAUAAAUGGUUAACUAUUGAUCAAUGAUGGAUGAUUGGAUGCAAUUCAUUAAUUUAUCAAUAAUUUGUCAUUUUGGAAUCGUGGGGCCUUUAAAAAUAUUGUGCAUCGAGAAUAGAUUACUGCAUUUUUUAAAUAUAUAUAUAUACAUACAUACAUACAUACAUACAUACAUACAUACAUACAUACAUACAUACAUACAUACAUACAUACAUACAUACAUACAUACAUACAUACAUACAUACAUACAUACAUACAUACAUACAUACAUACAUGCAUACAUACGUACAUGCAUACGUACAUACAUACGUACAUGCAUACAUACAUACAUACAUACAUACAUACAUACAUACAUACAUACAUACAUACAUACAUACAUACAUACAUACAUACAUACAUACAUACAUACAUACAUACAUACAUACGUGCAUACGUGCAUACGUGCAUACGUGCAUACGUGCAUACGUGCAUACGUGCAUACGUGCAUACAUGCAUAUAUAUAAAUGCAUACAUAUAUAAUAGUAAAUAAGAUGCAAAAAUGUAAAUAUUCUAUAUAUUACAACAAAUGAGCUAUAUGCAAUUUAUAAUAUAUAUAAGUGCGAUAUAAAAAAGUUUUGAAUACUUUUUGCUUGUAAAGUAAAAAAUGCUUUUAUCGAGAAAAUUAUAUUUAUUUAUAUGUAAUGACUUGAAAAUAAUUAUUUGAAAAAUAUUAACAAAAAAUUAUUUACAGUUAUAUAACACAAAAUACGUAUUAUAUACAUUAUAUAUACAUAAUUAUUUUAAAAUGUUUAUAUAUGUUUUAUAUGUGGAUACGUAUGUGUGCGCGUAAGCGUAUGUGUAUGUACUAAAAAUCUUUCGAUACGACAUACAAUUUUACAAAGUGUCUGCUAAAAAAUUUUAUUUGAAAAGAUUAGUUCAAAAAUAGAACUGAUUAAAUAGGAUUCGUAAUAUGCAAUACUGUUGGCAGACAUAUAGCAACAUAAAUUAUGACGACAGUUUUAAAGAGAGUCAAAAAAUCUUGGAAUUUUUGCAAUAUAGAUUGGCGAUAGAAUACAAGUUCAAUGUGAAUAUAUUUGACGCCAAUUUGCUACUACAUUUUGACUAAAACAGCUAGCAAACUGUUAACUUGCUAGUUGCUAAUGUUUUGCUUAUUUUGUAGAUCUUGUUAAUAACAUACAAUUCUAAAAAA